Molecule: messenger RNA, 3078 nt
Organism: Amorphotheca resinae ATCC 22711
Lineage: Eukaryota; Fungi; Ascomycota; Leotiomycetes; Helotiales; Amorphothecaceae
Product: glycoside hydrolase family 47 protein
Exons: 2
Coding region: 1-3078 (1025 amino acids)
Biological process (GO): carbohydrate metabolic process; endoplasmic reticulum mannose trimming; mannose trimming involved in glycoprotein ERAD pathway
Cellular component (GO): endoplasmic reticulum; membrane
Molecular function (GO): mannosyl-oligosaccharide 1,2-alpha-mannosidase activity; calcium ion binding
Source: RefSeq, a predicted model, not a curated record
AUGAGAGUCGCGUUUCCCGAGGAUGAGCUGAGGCCUGUGUCCUGCGUACCUUUGACCCGAGACUCGCGGAACCCGCGAAAUGUCGAGCUCAACGAUGUUUUGGGGAAUUACUCCCUGACCCUGAUUGACAGUCUCUCUACCCUUGCAAUACUGGCAUCUGCGCCCCCAGAUCGAUCGUCUACGGGACCAAAGGCUCUGCGCGACUUCCAAGACGGCGUAUCCUCACUGGUAUUACAAUAUGGGGAUGGCACAAGCGGACCGGCCGGGGAAGGUCUGCGAGCGCGGGGGUUUGAUCUUGAUAGCAAAGUCCAGGUCUUCGAGACGGUGAUAAGGGGCGUGGGAGGGCUGGUCAGCGCACAUUUAUUUGCUUCUGGAGAACUUCCAAUCAGCAGUUACAAGCCGGUAGUGGCAAAGACCGUGGAAACCAAGCCCAACCAUGUCGAGACCCCGACAAUAGUAUGGCCAAAUGGAUUCCGAUACAAUGGCCAACUUCUUCGUCUGGCUCUGGAUCUUGCUCAGCGUCUACUUCCGGCAUUUUAUACCGCAACUGGUAUGCCAUAUCCGAGAGUGAACCUUCGCCAUGGAAUCCCUUUCUAUCAGAAUUCUCCCCUUAAUCACGACACAGAAUCAGACGGUUUCAUACUUGAUGGCGCGCCCGAGGUCACAGAAACGUGUAGUGCAGGGGCCGGAAGCCUAGUGUUAGAAUUUACCGUCUUGAGUCGACUCACAGGUGACCCGAGAUUCGAACAACUGGCCAAACGAGCAUUUUGGGCUGUGUGGAAUAGGAGAAGUUCUAUUGGCCUCAUUGGAGCCGGCGUUGAUGCUGAGAAUGGGCAAUGGAUUGGUCCAUAUUCUGGAAUAGGUGCAGGGUCUGAUAGCUUCUUCGAGUAUGCGCUGAAGACUCAUAUCCUACUUUCUGGACACGAUUCACCGAAUUUAACGGCCCCGUUCAAACAGCCGCACGAAUCCUGGCUUGACCCGAAUACGAUCUAUAAUCCUUUGAGUAUCGAGGAAAACUCAUCAGAGGCUUUCUUAGAAGCCUGGCACCAAGCACAUGCCGCAAUCAAAAGACAUUUGUACAGCGGCACUCAUCACCCCCACUACAUCAAUGCCCAUUUGGUUACGGGCUCGCCACAGGCCUUCUGGAUUGACAGCCUUGGUGCUUACUAUCCCGGUCUGCUGACAUUGGCGGGUGAGGUAGAGGAAGCAAUUGAAACGAAUCUGCUGUAUACCGCAUUGUGGACUCGAUACGCAGCACUACCUGAAAGAUGGUCUGUGCGUGAUGGUCAAAUUGAAGGAGGUCUUGGAUGGUGGCCUGGACGGCCAGAAUUCAUAGAAUCCAAUUACCAUCUGUAUCGGGCCACUAAUGACCCCUGGUAUCUCCACGUUGGUGAGAUGGUGUUAAAAGACAUCAAACGACGAUGCUGGACUGAGUGUGGUUGGUCUGGUCUCCAGGAUGUUCGUACUGGCGAGAAGAGUGACCGUAUGGAAAGUUUCUUUCUGGGAGAAACCGCCAAAUAUCUAUACCUCCUCUUCGACCCAGACCAUCCUCUAAACUCUCUUGAUGCUGCUUAUGUCUUCACUACCGAGGGGCAUCCAUUGCUUAUUCCUAAGGAAAAGAGACCUUCCGCUGUUUCACAGAAGCCAGCAGCCACGAAAGAUCUUCUGGCCCAUGUUGGUGAACAGGGUAGAGACACAUGUCCACUCCCUCCAGUACCCAUUCCUCUUACGGUUUCAGCAACAGCAGCUCGGUCUGAUAUAUUCCAUGCUUCCAGUCUGAUUGGCUUGCAUCUGAUACCCAAUUCUCGUUCAAUAGAGGCUGGCACACCGAAGAAAGUGGCUUCGGGACCAAAGCUACAAACAUUCCCAAACCACACGUACUAUCCUUGGACUCUCCCUGAAACACUCAUGCCUGUCAACGGAACAUGCGAUAAACUUCCUAUGAAGACCACGUUCACGAUUGAAUUCCCCGCCAACGCACCACUAUCCACUGUCGAUGCGUCGAAUUUCAUAAUCUUCGGGCCUCAGGCCCUCGUCCGACUGAAUGAUGGAAUCCUUGUCAGGAGUCUUUCUGGACUGAAGCUAGGUAUGGUUUACGAAUCGCCAUCUCCAUUCAGAGCAAUUGAUGCACCUCUCCCUGAAUCUUGGCGAGUAUGGACCAUCGCCAACAUGGCCCUUGGGCGAGACGAGAAGGUCUUUAUCCCUCGAGACGUCAUCGGAGACAUGAACGAUCCAUCCUUCACACGGGUACGAGACUCAGUCAUGCUAGACAUUGUUAUUCAACUCGAAAAUCCCGUGACGAACAACCGAACUUCUUUCGGGGAUUCAGAACUCUACUCCCGAUCAUCUGAUGAAGGAAACGAGGGACCGCAAGUUUCCUUCGAUGAAUCAACCAACGGAGCUGCCGCCGGUCGAGCAGCCGAAUACAGAGGCAUGCUCUCGUCGCUCAUCCACCAAGUCACCUCUGCCCUCCGGGACCCAGCGACCACCUUACUUCCACAACCCGAAAUUCCACAAACAUAUUCCUUCGCCACCCUCCCCGCCAUAUCUGCAACUGGCAAGGGCGCCGCGCCAAUAAUCGAUGCCGUCGAAGCCCCCGAUCCGAACCAGGGUCCCAUCUCAGACCGGUUAGCUUGGAGCAAGAUCUAUUUUGCCGGCGAAGCAUGCACAGGCAAGCUCCCCGACGAAGCGGUCCGCAAGCACCAAAUCAUCGUCAUGCUCCGGGGCGGCUGCAUGUUCUCGGAAAAGCUAGCCAACAUCCCGAGCUACACGCCCUCGUCGCGGGGUCUGAAACUCGUCAUCGUAAUCUCGAAUUCCGAGGACGACGAGGACGAUGAGGACGACGAUGGCGGCGGCGCGGGUGGUGACGAUAUGGGAUAUAAGCUCAUCAGACCGCUCUUAGAUCACGAGCAGAGAACUCCGAGCGGACUAUUGCGCCAUCAUCAGAUCUCGAUGGUUAUGGUAGGCGGCGGCCAGGAGGCUCUGGAUCUAUUCAAGAGAGCGAGGAGCGUGGGGUUGAGGCGCAGAUACCAUGUUGAGAGUCAGGGCAUGGUGGUUGGGAAUAUCGUCGUCGUCUGA